GAGUGGGGAUGCUGUAUGUAUGCGCGUGUGUAAAUAUUUAUGUGUGUGGCCAUCGCAGCAACGAACCCAGUUACCAGAGCAGUCGGUCAACAGGCCAACCAACCAUCUACCACAUUCUGCCUGAAAACCAUCUCAUUCCGAAGCACUUCCAUCCCAAGAACCCCACCUAAACAGGCCAUUCGGUUCUAGUUUGGAUCUAAUCGAGACAGAAAAUGCUAUACCAGCUCUCCCGAUCGACAUCGCGGUCCUACCGCUCGAUCAAAAACCAUCUACAGCCAUCCCGAACCCAAACCCUCACCAGACCACUCUCAACCGCCAUCCCAUCCUCAAUCUUCAAGCAGCAUGAUCUGAUGGUCAAAGCAUCCCAGACCAAGGAAGGUCAAGAACUAUCCAGGCGAUGGAUCACUAACUCAUCCGCCGGUCGGAUCGAUUCUGAUAGAGAAACGAUCAUCAAGCUACUCUACUCGAUCGCCUCGAAGCAUGAAGUCGAAAGAUAUCUCAGAAUCUUCUCAACCGCAAACACCUUUGCGGUCCUGAAAGUGGGCGGAGCGAUCCUGUCUGAGGAUUUAGAAUCACUCUCCUUGAGCCUCAGCUUCUUGAAUAAAGUAGGACUAUACCCGGUCGUCUGUCAUGGAAUGGGACCUCAGCUCAACAAGUUACUCGAAGACGCCGGGGUUGUACCGGAUUACAUCGAUGGGAUCAGGAUUACAGAUGCUAAGACACUCGAGAUCGGUCGACAGGUCUUCUUAGCCGAAAACUUGAAACUAGUGGAAGCUUUAGAGAAGCUUGGAACCCGAGCCCGACCGAUCACCAACGGGGUCUUCUAUGCCGAUUAUCUCGAUCGGGAGAAGUACGGCUUCGUGGGAAAGAUCAACAAGAUCAACAAAGAGCCGAUCGAAGCUAGUAUUCGGGCUGGUGCCUUGCCAAUCCUCACCAGUCUGGCGGAGACCAAGGACGGCCAGAUCCUGAAUGUGAAUGCGGAUGUAGCUACCAGCGAAUUAGCUAAAGUUUUGGAGCCGGUCAAGAUCGUCUUCCUCAACGAGAAGGGUGGACUAUUUCACGGCGUCACUCAGGAAAAGCUGGAUGUCAUCAACCUGGAUGAAGAAUAUGAUAGUCUGAUGAAGCAAGAAUGGGUCAAGUAUGGCACCAAACUCAAAAUUCGUGAGAUCAAGGAGCUCUUGGAUCAUCUACCUCGCUCUACCUCGGUUGCCAUUAUCUCUCCAGAAGAUCUACAGAAGGAAUUAUUCACCGAUUCUGGAGCCGGUACUUUAAUCAGAAGAGGAUACAAGCUUCACAAGCAUUCGAGCGUUGAUUCGAUCGGAAAAGAUCGUUUGCGAAAUGUCUUGCAAGAGCGUGAUCCAGAUGUUCAAUCUGGGCAAAUCAGUGUUUCCGAAAUCUUUGCCGAUCUCGAGGACAAGAGUUACACGAUCUAUGCGGAUGAACAAUUUGAUGUGGUGGCGAUGAUCUCUCACCCUCCCAACAAAGUCCCAGUGCUCACGAAGCUCUUGACCUCACGGAAUGCGGUCCUGAACUCGAUUUUGGACAACGUGUGGGCGUCCAUCCGGACCGAUUUCAAGAAACUGUUCUGGACCUCCAACGGGAGCGAGGGCGAGACCAAGAGCUGGCACUUCGAUAAGGCAGACGGAAGCUUCACGCGUGCCGGCAAGAGCUUAUUCUACUAUGGAAUCCAAGAUGUCGGCGAGGUCGAAAGCUCGAUCAAGAGCUUUGUUGAUGAUGGCAGGGUCCCGCGGCCCUAUCUACCGAUUGUCCACAGAAAGCUCAGCUCGACAACUGCCCCCAGCCAAUCGCAAGCGUCCUCCCCGAUGGGUCAAAAACGACAUUAUGCGACGGCCGCCGGCCAGUCCACGCCCAAGAAAAUCGGUCUGAUCGGAGCCAGAGGGUUCACCGGCUCCCAACUAGUCUCGCUUAUUAACGGCCACCCCAACCUCAGUCUGGCCCAUGUCUCAUCUCGGGAGCUUGCCGGCCAACGGCUUGCGAACUACGACAAGGCCGAAAUCAUAUACGAAAACCUUGGAGCGCGAGAGGUACAAGAGAUCGAGAAGAGUGGAGAAGUAGACGCUUGGGUGAUGGCUUUGCCCAACGGCGUCUGUAAACCCUUCGUCGACGCCAUCGAGAACGUUCGCUCCAACAAUCUGCAACAAGACUCUAGCUCUCAGAAAGGUAGUGUCAUCGUUGACUUGAGUGCUGAUUACCGGUUUGAGAAAAACUGGACCUAUGGCUUGCCGGAACUGUACAACCGAGAAGAGAUUCGAGGAUCGGUUCGGAUAUCGAAUCCGGGCUGUUAUGCGACGAAUAUCCAGCUCCUACUGGCGCCGUUGAUGCCCUACAUGGGAGGGAGUGGACCAACGGUGUUUGGGAUCUCGGGGUAUAGUGGAGCGGGGACGCUGAAAGGGAACGUACCGAAGAUCAGUGGAGAAGAGCUUGAGGGAUGCGUCCGGCCAUAUUCGUUAACAGACCACAUCCACGAGCGAGAGGCCAGUUACCAUUUAGGCAAGCAGGUCGAUCGAGCAGGUGAUUUCCAGGUGGCCUUCAUUCCGUCUAUUGCUCCGUGGUUCAGUGGGAUCAUCGCCACCGCUUCAGUGCCUCUUAAAACCCCUCUGGACGCUAGAGAGGUCCACGAACUCUUCGAGACGAAAUACAAGGACGAGAAACUCCUCCAAUGGAAACGUAAAGAUAUCCCUGAUGUCCGGCUUAUCGCUAAUAAACAUGGCUGGAUCGGCGGUGGUGUGCAGGUCCAUAGUCUUCGCAAUCGAGUCGUUGUUGUCGGCGUCCUCGAUAAUCUCCUUAAGGGUGCUGCAACUCAAUGCUUACAAAACUUGAACUUGAGUUUAGGUUUAGAUGAGUUUGAAGGGAUCCCUUUCAAUUAGAAUAACAUGGCUCACCUUAUUUUAUUAUACUCAAUCAAUCUUCUUUGAAACCCUUUACAUACCCCCCCCCC
Molecule: messenger RNA, 2959 nt
Organism: Puccinia graminis f. sp. tritici CRL 75-36-700-3
Lineage: Eukaryota; Fungi; Basidiomycota; Pucciniomycetes; Pucciniales; Pucciniaceae
Product: acetylglutamate kinase
Exons: 6
Coding region: 213-2888 (891 amino acids)
Biological process (GO): L-arginine biosynthetic process
Cellular component (GO): mitochondrion; mitochondrial matrix; cytoplasm
Molecular function (GO): NAD binding; L-glutamate N-acetyltransferase activity, acting on acetyl-CoA as donor; NADP+ binding
Source: RefSeq, a predicted model, not a curated record